Molecule: messenger RNA, 1116 nt
Organism: Necator americanus (New World hookworm)
Lineage: Eukaryota; Metazoa; Nematoda; Chromadorea; Rhabditida; Ancylostomatidae
Exons: 7
Coding region: 1-1116 (371 amino acids)
Biological process (GO): sex differentiation; regulation of transcription by RNA polymerase II
Cellular component (GO): nucleus
Molecular function (GO): RNA polymerase II cis-regulatory region sequence-specific DNA binding; DNA-binding transcription factor activity, RNA polymerase II-specific
Source: RefSeq, a predicted model, not a curated record
AUGGCUCUGUGCGACAUCACACGACCUCAACUUUUCUCCGUAGAUUCGGCACAUUUCCGACAGCUAUUUUCACAGUUUCGAAUCGAACAGAAACAACAUGAGCUGCUACCGAAGACAGUAGAUUCAAACAAGAAACCACGACAAAUCGGACAACUGCCACUGAUUACUGAGAACGAUAACAAGAAGAUUUACUUCUGUCAGCGUUGUCUUAAUCAUGGUUCCAGACUGCCCAGGAAAAAUCACAAGUGCGAGUGCCCGUAUGCAGAUUGUAAGUGCGAAUUCUGCUUUCUCGUGGAGAAGAGACGUCAACUGAACUCACAGUUGCAUGAUCUGGAAGGCGUCGAUGCAGAUUCGCCAAAAACUACCACCGUCGACGAUGAUGCACUAACGGUUACUGGAGAUGGCGAAGUGGACCGGGUGAUCCGCGUCAAAGGAGAACGUGUCCCGAACUGCCAGAAAUGCGGACAGCACGGCCGCAAGUCGCGACUGAAGGGACACAAGCGAAUCUGUCCUUUUAAGGAGUGCACAUGCGCUAAGUGUCAAGUUGUGAGCGAGCGACAAAAACUGAUGGCUGAUCAGAUUAAAAUUCGCCGACGACAGCGGAAGGACAGCAUCAUGAACCUGCAGCGCGAUCAUCUCGCGUCGACUAUCAACGCCGCGGCCGCACUCUCCGGUCAGAUGAAUUUCGGACUUGGAGGACUCGGCAGCUUGUUGUACAACCAACUCAAACAACAAGUUCCACACUCGCUGCUGACAUCACCAACGUCAUCUGAUGGCUCGUCCUAUUCGCCAUCGAAUCUGAACCCAUUCGGUUCUUCCCCAGAUCUUCUACGAGCUCCUCUACUAUUCCCGCCACAAUCGCCGGCCGCCACCAGCUCGCCGCCAGAGUCGGCGACGUUCGCCGCUAACGCAGCAGUCGCCGCUUCGCUGAUCGCUGCGCCGGUGGCAAUCAACCCGGUCACACCGACAGCUUUCCCGUUCCCGUUGGUCUCUAACGAGUCACUGUUGAGUUUACUCGCUAAUUAUAAGUUGCUCGAGCAGAGUACUCCGGAGAUCUCCUCUGGUGAAUCUAUGGACACCCAAAUUAAUCCUAUUAUUGAUGUAUGUAACGUGUGA